Messenger RNA from Pristis pectinata (smalltooth sawfish), 4862 nucleotides. It is a transcript of the gene kiz, whose product is annotated as kizuna centrosomal protein. The transcript is spliced from 14 exons. Bases 25 to 2364 code for a protein of 779 amino acids. The record is from RefSeq and is a predicted model, not a curated record. Gene Ontology annotation, cellular component: centrosome. Lineage: Eukaryota; Metazoa; Chordata; Chondrichthyes; Rhinopristiformes; Pristidae. Gene Ontology annotation, biological process: spindle organization.
GGUUGCCAAGCGGCAGCAGUGGACAUGGCGGCCAGCGAGCCGGACUUCCUGGAGAGGGCGGGUGAACUUCAGCGGCAGCUGCACGCCAGCGAACGUAAACGGCUGGAGCUGGAAAAGAACCUUUUGGCAUGCAGCAAAUCAGAUCAGUGGAAGCUUAGGAGUGCCAGAUUGAAACUUUAUUUGAAAGAAGUACGUGAACAGGAGAGAAAAGCCCAACUUCGCAACCAACAGUUGCUCAAAGAUUUUGAGAGUUUUGAAGCUGAAAUCACAGCAUUAGCAGCAGGCUCAAGCACAUGGAAACAAUUGAAGAUGGAAUAUGAAAAACAGAUGGAAAGGUUACUUCCGGUUUGGAGGGAGAAAUUAAAGACUCAAGGAAAGGAAAAGGAUGAAAACAUGGAACAGGGAAGAAAUUCAUCAAGUCAAACCAGCACAACUGUUAGCAAAUACCUGUCAAAGGGAUUAUAUCACACUGCCACUCACUUCAUGGGCCAGCAAACAUCAGAGACCACAAAUAGAACAUGUUUGAGUUCACAACAAAACUAUUACCAGCCCAUGGAGAGCUUUUUAUCUCCUCAGCCAAACAGACAGGUGGCACCGGUGACAGCAAUGCAGAGUAAUUCAGUGAUGGACAACUUGAAGUUAGUCAUGUCAAGCACAGGAAGGCAAGACUGCCAUACUGUUUCUGACAGAAUGGACGGGAAGACCGAGCUUCUAGGCUGUGAAGUAAUGCCACUCACUCCCCUAAUCUCUUCUAAAACUGCAAGACAUAACAAUGAAGGGACAGAAAUUAAUAAGAAUAUUAGAGCAAAAGGUUCCGUUGGCAGUCCAGAAUUAACUUUACCUGUGGCUCAGUUAGAGCCCCUUAAGGAAGAAAUGAAAGAAGGCACAAUGCAGAAUGAUGUUAAGAAUCACCUGACAGAUGAAGAUAAAAUCCAUAACAAUCCUGCUGCAUGUGAACAGACCCCUGAGCAGUUUCAGACAUUGCCCAUGGAUCCAGUCAUUGGCAGUUUUGACAUGACCCUAAAGGAAAACAACAUUUUUCAAUUAGAAUCGACAUUUUCCCAGAAUCUGAAUAAGGAUGCAGCUGAGGCACUGAGGUCAAGUCGGGAAGUGCAGAGGCUGGCAGAUGAAGUGUACAAUUCAGAAAGUGACAUCAGUACUUCUGGUAGCAUUGAAGAAUUGCAGCUGAAGGAAUAUCUCGAAGACCCUUAUAAUUCCAUUCAAUAUUCUAAAGCAGCUGUAAAUGAUGAUCAGGAAAAGACUAACGAGGCAUCUUUUACCAAAGAUGAAAGCAUUUCAGUUUCAAUAAAGGAACACCAUGUGCCUUCCUUAACUCAGCCGUCAGUAUUAGACUGUGGCAGUUCUGUGAAUGGUGAUCUUCCUGGGGAACUACAUGGGUCCACAGCACAGUCUCUCAAUGAUGAAGGGUGCCUUUCAUUUGAAGGAUUUUGUCACUUACUUCAGUCAAUAAGAGAUGCUGUUGGGGGAACAAAGGCUACCUAUUCAGAGCUGUAUCAGACUACUGCAAUAAGUAAUGAAAAACUGAAGGAAAUCACAAGGAUAUGCAACAGGAAAGGCAGUUUGAACAAGGAAAGCCUAGAAGCCUGUGGAGCAGUUGUUCUUCAUCAGUUCAAGGAAUUGUUAAGAAAUACUUCAAAUGGAUGUCUGUUUUCUGAGGAAAUCUUGAAGAAGGACUGGGAAGCAGUUGAUAAAAUUAUUAAUAGAUUGUCAAAUGUACCUGCUGAUUCUGCCACACUGUGGGAUCAUUUGUACUCGCACAUUCUUUCUUUGUUGGAGCAUCAAGUACUGAGUAUAGAUGAGACAGCAGAGAUAUUUGGACCUUUAUUGGUUGCAGAGAACAGUAACUCAAAAAAGGCAGUAGCAUUAUUGAAGAAAAUCCUUUCAAAAGCAAUUGAACACCAGUCUAUUCAAAGCGAUGAAUCAUCUUGCAGUUUAUCAUCCAUUCUCAAUGACAGUGCAGAAAUUAAUGCAACAAACCCUGUGCCCUGGCUCCAUCUGAAUAAAACAAAGCAGCAAGAAACAAGAGCAUAUGAACUUAUGAAACAAUCAGCAAUGCAGCAGAAUAAGAAGGAUGGUUCAGACUUACCUUCACCAGAUAAAAGGAACCAGAAAUACACCAAGAAGAUGAAAAAUGAUACUGAUGAGGAUAAUCGUGAAACUGACUCAAGUGAAGAAAGUUCACCGUUAAGGUGCAGAAACAAACAUGAGGGAAUUAAUCCAGCAAAAUCUAAAGCUUUUUGGGGUGAAUCUGAAGACAGUGCAUCUGAUAUUGAAGCAAUUCUUCAUCCUAAAACUUCAGAAGUUCAAAAGGACGAAGAUGACUUUGAUGAUUUCUUUUCGUAACGAAACCUAAUCCUUCCAUUUGCCAGAAGAGGCACUAUAACAUAACCAGGAUAUGAAUAUGGAUAUGCAUUUGGUGAUAAAUCAAUGUCAUGUGAUGUAACAGGAAGUUACUACAAAUCCCAGUUCAUUUCUUUUUUAACAUUUGGGAGAUGUGCAAAAAAGGGAAAGCUAACAAUAGUGAAUCUUGCAACAUUACAGUUGCUGAGAUUAAUCAGGAUGAGGCCACUUUCACGGAUAUUUACAUACAGUUCCAAGGUAUUCCUUACAAACAUAAAUUGUGCCUGAUCCAAAAGAAUUGUAACUGUAAGGAUGGAGGGAAGAAAGAGAAGAAUAAGAAUAGUAAGAGAAGAAUAACUUACAAUUUAAUUUUUUUUGCAAUUGUAUUUGUGUUAUAAUAUGUUAACUAUUUUAAAGUGUUUUAAGUGUUUUUAGUUGUUUAUUUAAAAUGGUUAAACAUGUUCAAUUAUUUGUUUAAUUUUUUCAUAGUUUUUUUAGUGUUUUUAGAUGUCAAACAAGGUUAUAUCUUCACUGCCUCUUAAGAUCAGGGCACGUAGGGAUAGACAAUAAAAUGUUGGCCUUGUCAACAAUGCCUGCAUCCUGGAAACAAAUCUUAAAAUAUUCAGAAACUGAAAACUUUUGACAGGCAUCAAAGCUGGGGGGAAGGGCUUUGCUCACUGCCUGAGAUUUUCAAAAAGGUUUCCUAGGUCUUGUUCUGCUCACCCUCAUGACCCUAUAAGGUUGCUUGAGAUUCUGCUGCCACUAAGGGCCCCCUCUCAGAAAAUCUUGACUGUUGCUUCAUUUUUUGGUUCUGCUGCCAUUUCUGCAAGUGAUAAAUGCUGUGAGCAAAUGCCUCUUUAUGUUUUAAAAUCACACUUACAGUAUGCAAAUUAUGCAGUGAACAAGUUCAGUUCAGGGGCUAUCAUAUAUGCAGAAACCAAUUCUCCAAUGCACAAUGGAACAUUGAUACACAUUCCUCCAUAUUCAGUACCCACCCUCCAGAUAAUUGAAUAACUUUGCCUUUCUGAAUACGCCUCAGUGUGUUUGUAGGAACUUUAGGAGAGACAUUAGGAAGACACAAGGCAAUAUAUUGAUGAAUUAAAAUCUGGUACUUUGAGAGAGGAAAGAAUAUUUGCUAUCAGCAGAUUUGUGCUGGAAUCAGCUGAUUGAUAAUUCUUUUCCUGUGUACCUCACAGGUAUGUUCAUGACAUGAUGUCCCAAGUAUAGAUUUUAAGCAAAUGUAUCUUAAAUAUUAUAUACAAAGGAUCUCUAGAUAAUUGAAUAACCUUGCCCUUUCAUAAUGAAGCUUUUUAUUUCAAUUACAUAUUCAUUUCAGUUAUUUAUCAAACUCAUGUAAUAAAUGAUCAUAUCAUGCAUGUACAUCUUACAAUUAUUGGUGUUAGAGGCAUUUUAGUGAUCACACUUUCAUUUUAUAGUCAGAAGAUUUGUAUUAAGACUCUUUACAGAAACAUGAAACACAUAAUCCGGACAGUACUUUGGUCUCAUACUGAAGGAGUACUGCAUAGUCAGAUGUAUUAUUUCAAAAGGAACAUUAAACUAGGGACCCAGACUGCCUCUUCAAUGUCUCAUAUCAUUGUUAUUUUCAAGGGCAGGAAAGUUCCUGGUAGUGCCCUGUGAAUAUUCUUCAUCCAGCAGAUUUUUCUGAUCAUUUCCACACAUCCUGUAGGAUGUGGCUAUGUACAUUAUUUGGCUUCUGUGUUGCCUAAAUUACAACUCUGAGUACUUCAAAAUUGUUUAUUGGCUGUGGGGUGCACUGGGACAUAAUUAGUUUAUGAAUGGCAUUAUUUUAAUCCAAGCAUUUUGUUUUCCUUUUAUCACUUUUUUUUAACUAUUUGACAUCUGUUUUUGCUUUGGGGAUUUUGUGUAUUAAACUUAUUUUAGAAGAUAAGUUCUCUAUUCUUUCCAUGUUGGUGUUACUCCAUUGGGUAGAGAUGCCCAAUAAAUUGAAUUUUGAAAUCGCUCCAUUAACUCACUCAGAUCUUGAGCCUUAUGUUCCAGGAGACACUUGCAUUCCUCUAUUCCCACGAUGGACGUUUCACUUCUAGUUACUGCACUUGCCUCCUGCUUUCCAUUCUCAAAUCCAUUUAUGUGUGAUUUCCAUGGGUGUAAAUGCCUCCAAGUUCCAUUUUCUUCAACAAUGCUGUUGCUCUUCAUCUUUAGAUUUUUCUUUUUGAUCUCUUCAUCCUAACAAUGUAGAGUGCUCCAAGAAGCAUAGUUUUAUAUGAGAAGUGCUGCAGAAAAAUAACUUGUUAACAACAGUGAUUUUAUUUGGAUAGAAGAUGCAUUAUUGUGAACUUACUUGACUUGCUGGUAAGACUUGACUAAAAAAAAAUCAAACCUAACUUUGAUGAUGGGGCAAAGAUUCAUUUCUAACAUUAGGUAACAAUCUGAAGUCAAAUGUCUUUGAAGAUAAGUGGUUUGACUACACACAAUUCUAUUUGUAAUAAAACUGGAAAACUCCCAGUGUUGCAGAGGGUAUA